CUUCCUUGUAAGCUGCUGGGUGGAGACUCGGAGUUGUAAAACCUUUUCACCGGCUCACUUCCCGGUUUGCACGCACGAGGAAAUCAGGAGAAAUCAGGAGGCAGCAAGGCCGCGUUGACCCAGAAUUCAACCUCUUCACAGCACAAGAAUGCUUUACACGGAUUUACUGCAGCUUUGGAACGAGUCGGUUCAGGCAAUGGAUAAGAAGGACUGGCAAGGAGGUCUGGCAAAACUGGACCAGAUCACUGAACCAACAUCUGGUACACUUUUCAAUGCGGCUUCAGCACACAUCUGUUUGGGACAGCUGGAUUCUGCCCUCAAGGCAUUAGAUCUGGCAAUUGCCAGGGAUCCACGGCUCUCUGUUGCGUUCUUCCAGAGAGCAGCCGUAAUGAUUCAGCUUAACAGGUUGGAUCAGGCUCUAUCUGACUGCGUCUGGGCACAGAAACACCUGAGAGGAAACAACGUGAUUGACUACAGGCAACUUGGGCUGCGCUACAAGCUGUACAGCUGGCAGGUGUUACAUAAUGCAGCCACUGCGUACUGUCGAAUGGGUCAGUGGGAGCAAGCCAGAGAUGUUCUGUUGUCGGAAAAUAAUGGCGGGAAUCUAGAGAUGGCUUUGGACGCAAUCCUGAGAAAUGAAGUCCUUGCACCUCUCCUGGUACCUGAGGGUAUAUUAUUCCGGCCCAGGAAGAAGGACCUGGACCAGCUCCAGCAGAGAGACUUCCUCGGGAAAGCCAAAGUGAUUUCCUCCAUGAUACCCAAUGAUGAUUUUGGGGGGUUUGAACCUCUGAGGGUGCAGAAACCUGGUUUCUACCAGCCUAAGGUGGAUGGGGCUCAGGAUUCUCGCUACAUGUGUAUAAGUGCCCCUUAUAUGGCUCGGGGUCCAGGACAGUUGACUGUGCCAGGAGGUGCCAAAGUCUUUUUAUUUGAGGAAGAGGACAAGCAUGGGAUGGCAACUGUCAUAUAUGAUGGACAGAGAGGAAUUGUGCCGGCAUCCCUGCUCAAGCCUGCAGAUAUACAGAUGACCAAAAGCAAAAGUGAUCAUACACUUCCGACUGGAAUCCCCCUCCCUCCGGGACUGAAGCCACCCACUCGUCCACGUUCUCGGCCCAGUUCUGCAGUCCCUACUUGGGAACAACUGACCUCGGACACGCCGCCACCGUCCUACACCACCGCCACCCAUGUUCAACAGCUGGCCGCAGCACCUUCCGUUGCAGCACCCAAUGCAACCAGCAAGCCAGUAGCAUCCUUACCUGAAAAGAAUGUCAACAUGGUCCAGGAAACAGAAGCGGAGUCCGUCAUGGUGAAGGUUCAUUACAUAUACACCAUGGCGCUGGAGAUGCCAAGCAAUAUUUCAUACCAUGAACUGAAGGAAGAAAUUGCCCAGAAGUUGGAGCAACCAGCAUCUUCUCUACGCCUCAGAUAUCGGAAGCACGGCUCCCGCUUGCUGGUCCCUCUUGAUUGGGAAUUAGAGACAGGCAGGUCCCUGCAGGAGGUUUCCGAGGCUGGAAGAGCGACUCUGUGGUGCCAGGCAGAAAAUCCCCUGCUUAACCACACCAUCCUCUACCAAAUGGUGGCCCUGUAUGAUUAUUCUGCUCAAGGUCCGGAGGAUUUGGAGUUCAGUGAAGGCGACACCAUUGACAUUCUGGGUGCAGUUAAUGAAGAGUGGCUGGAAGGACACUGUGCAGGAAAAAUCGGGAUCUUCCCGAGCAACUUUGCCACGAGGGAGAAUGAGAACUUUACACAAAGAUCUGACUUUUGAAUGUUUUACACCCGGGGUCUCAAACACGCGGCCCGCGGGCCAAAUGUGGCCCGCAGGACACUAGUUUGAGGCCCCCGCCUUGAUAUGAAAGUUUAAUGUUUAAGUUUGAUAUGGAUGCUGUAUGGUAUCAUGUACCCAGAAAAAAUUAUUAUGUUCAUGUUAAAGGUUCAAUAACUGUUAAUAGUUAUCCUCCCUAUCCGUGUGGAAGUGGUAAGUUUUUGGCUAUUUAAGUUGAAAGGAAAUAACUUGAAGGCUACCUGUUUAGGUCGCUAGCUCUCUAGUUUGCGAGUUAGCAUGUGUCUCAAGACCCUGCAGUUGCGCAAUAUGUUGUAAAUAAAAAGAGUAUAAAUGUGA
Doryrhamphus excisus (bluestripe pipefish) is the source of this 2116-nucleotide messenger RNA. It is a transcript of the gene noxa1, whose product is annotated as NADPH oxidase activator 1. Gene Ontology annotation, biological process: superoxide anion generation. The record is from RefSeq and is a predicted model, not a curated record. Lineage: Eukaryota; Metazoa; Chordata; Actinopteri; Syngnathiformes; Syngnathidae. Gene Ontology annotation, molecular function: protein binding; superoxide-generating NADPH oxidase activator activity.